This is a messenger RNA of Acanthosepion pharaonis, 1074 nucleotides long. Lineage: Eukaryota; Metazoa; Mollusca; Cephalopoda; Sepiida; Sepiidae. The record is from the annotation of a GenBank genome assembly.
AUGUAUUCUUUCACAUUUCACUCAUUUGGUUUUUACUGCCUCUAUCCAUUUUCCGCCUUCCGCUUUGAAUUCAUUCAUCGUGUAUUCUUUCACAUUUCACUCAUUUGGUUUUUACUGCUUCUUUCCAUUUUCCGCCUUUCGCUUGGAGGUCAUUCAUCAUGUAUUCUUUCACAUUUCACUCAUUUUGUUUUUACUGCUACUUUCCAUUUUCCGCCUUCCUCUUUGAAUUCAUUCAUCAUGUAUUCUUUUCACAUUUCACUCAUUUGGUUUUUACUUUUCUUUCCAUUUUUUUCCGCUUGGAGUUCAUUCAUCAUGCUUCUUUCACAUUUUCAUUUCGUUUUUACUGCCCAUUUUCCGCCUUCCGCUUUUGACGUCAUUCAUCAUGUAUUCUUUCACAUUUCACUCAUUUUGUUCAUUCAUCGUGUAUUCUUUCACAUUUCACUCAUUUCCUUUUUACAUUUUGUUUUUUCCGCCUUCCUCUUUGAAUUCAUUCUUGUAUUCUUUUCACUUUCACUCAUUUGGUUUUUACUGCUUCUUCCAUUUUUCUGCUUUCCGGUUCAUUCAUCAUGUAUUCUUUCACAUUUCACUCAUUUGGUUUUUUACUGCCUCUAUCCAUUUCGUUUUUUGACUUCAUUCAUCGUGUAUUCUUUCACAUUUCACUCCGCUUCUUUCCUUUUCUUUUCCAAUUCAUUCAUCAUGUAUUCUUUCACCUUUCACUCAUUUCUUGUUUUUACUGCUUCUUUCCAUUUUCCGCCUUCCUCUUUAGGUCAUUCAUCAUUUAUUCUUUCACUUUUUUUGGUUUUUACUGCUUCUUUCCAUUUCGUUUUUCGCUUGGAGGUCAUUCAUCAUUUAUUCUUUCCAUUUCACUCAUUUCGUUUUUUUACUGCUUCUUUCCAUUUUCCGCUUUCCGCUUUGACUUCAUUCAUCAUUUCCUAUUUCACAUUUCACUCAUUUUGUUUUUACUGCUUCUUUCCGCAUUCCGCCUUCCGCUUUGAUUUCAUUCAUCAUUUAUUCUUUCAUAUUUUACUCAUUCCUUUUUUACUGCUUCUUUCCAUUUUCCGCCUCCCGCUUUAA